AUGGCCCGUGUGAAAUGGAAGGACCUUCUAGCAUCAAAAGAUUUGAGCAGUGCUUUGCCACUGGUUCUCCAGACCUUGGAUCUUGAGUUGUCAGCCCGACUCUCUGGUAGUGCUACCAGCUUGGCCUCCCUGGCUCAAGCGGUUGCCACCACCCUGUCCCAGUCUCAAGUGAGUAAUCCUUCUCGUUCACUGCUAGCUGCAUCAGCCCUCUUGGCCGCGCUGGACCUUCAGUUUCCCAAGGAUGUGGAGGUGGCCUUGGUGAAUGAUUCAGUCGUCAAAGGUGUCGUAGCCUCAAGCGCUUCCAGCUGGCCCUUAGUCUCCGCGGUUUGCAUCCGGGCCCUGUGCUCCUUGGUCCUGGCGAGCCAGAAGCAUCAAGUCUCGAAGGAAGAGCGUGUUGAAAAGCAAGGGUGGACCCGGAAGGUGGUACCACAUAUUAAGGCAGCCCUAGAAGCUCACCCCAAAUCCUUCCAUGUGCAGGAGGCUGUUGCUGAAGGUAGCUGUGCCUUGCUCAUGGAUGGCAACAGCUUUGGUGGACAAGUUGCAUCACUUUGGCCAUUGCUUUGGCCGCUAGCUGUGCACCCAAAGAAGCAAAUAGCAGAGCCUUCGAGUCUGGCACUUUGCCGAAUGACCUGGUUAGCUCGCGGCACAGAUGCCGAGCUACCCACCGCAGAAAAAGCCAUUCAUUUGGCUUGUGACGAGCUAUCCCAACUCUUCGACCAGUCCAUUCGACCAAAUCUCAACGGUGCUCCCGCUGCAGGUGCCAUUCUUCAAUCUGUGAGGCUUGUGGAUUUUCUCAAGAUUCUUUUGCUCCACACCCGAAGCAAGCCCGCAGACUUACCCCCUCGUCGGGAUCGCAAAGGUGCAGAUGUGGACGAUGCAUUGGUUUUGUUGCCUUUGCCGAAGAUCAUGGGCACCAUUGAUCUUCUCUUGGGAUCCUUGCUGCGAGAAACAUCGAUAGCCUCCAAGAUUAUUUCCAACGAUGCAGUUCAAUCUGAGCUACUCACACUCCUGAAUGCAGCUCUAGAACUCGCUUCUGCUGCCGUUGAUGUGUCUGGUGCAUCACUCUUGGUGUUUUCAGCACAAGUGCGCAGGUGGCUUGAGAUGCUCGCAGACCAGAGUCCGAAGACAGAUGGAAAGCACUGCAUUGGAGUGUUCAAGCUUAUUCGGAGGCUUGAGAGCAAUUCUCCUGCAAUCCUCCUACGUCAGCCUUUGUUGAGCAGACUUUGCCAGUAUGCCUUGGAUGCCAUGCACCACGAGGCUGGGAUCCCAUUGCACAAGGAAGAGCACCUCGUCCGGCUUCCAGUCUCACGCAAGCGAAAAGCCGACGUUCUCAAGGAAAAUGAGGCGAAUGCAGGGGCUCCUUCGAAGGUUUUCUCUUCAGCCUGCCACACCCUCACGCGAAUUAUUGAUUCUGGCGCGCCAAUGUUGCCACAGCCGGUGAUCGGAAGCAUUUGCGAACAACUGGUGCAAACAAUUUGGCAUGGCUUGCUGCGCAGUGCUGGCACUCUCUCCGGAAAGGAGGUUGACAAGUGUUUGGUUUACCGAAGGGUAUGUCGCGAUCCCGAGAGUGUUCUGGGCCUGUUGAAUGUGAUGCGUGUGUUGCACCAACCCAGGCAGGGUGCAGUACGACUCGCCCCGAGUUUAACUCAUGCCUUUGCUGCCUUGGUUAGCGUUCUGCAGGAUGCAUUUGAGCGGCAUGCGCCCGGGACUGACUCGGACUCGACGGAUUGCAUUCGACUGCGGUUGCGAGAAAUGUCCGACAGCCUUCGAUUUGACCGUUUUGGAUCCCAAAAGGUGAGCGAAGGAGUUGGAAUAGUGUGGCCUGAGGUUGGCGCUGCCAGCCCGUCACACGCACAUAGCAUUGCAACUCCUGCUUCAGAGCGGUUGUGUGAGGAUGCUGAGGCUCCAAAUGUUGGCCCGGUUGGCACCAAACAGCAUCGAGAAGGAGGAAUGCCAAGUACAAAGGAUCAUAAGAUGGAAGUGGAUCAGCCAGUGACAGAGCCAGUGGCAGACCAAGAAGUCGUGUUCAUGGAAUGCGAGCCAGAUGGGCCGACGGACUCGCCGUCAAGCACCCUGAAGCGGGAAGAAGCGGGUCGGACUUCUGCGUCAACCAAGGAGGCGUCACUGGAGGUGCCUCCAGAGAUGCCCGAAGUGGUCGAGACGGUUCCUGCGGAGGCUCCAGAGGUGGUCGAGACGGCGGUUCUAACAGCACCUGCUCCGACAGCGGAGGAGUUCUUCACACCCAGAAAUGCGAGUGGGGAAGCUGAAGUGGCUGAAGCCGAGGUAGCACUGCCAGAGCUGGCCCAGGAGGCACCGCCGCAGCCGGCCGAGGAGCCCAAAGCUGCCAUGGAGCUGUUUUCAAGGAGUCCGUCUCCUGAUCUAUGCCUUGACUCGCCCAGUGACAACGACUGA
This is a messenger RNA of Durusdinium trenchii, 2412 nucleotides long. The record is from the annotation of a GenBank genome assembly. NCBI's taxonomy places the organism in Eukaryota, Dinophyceae, Suessiales, Symbiodiniaceae.